AAAGGCCCCGUUGGAGAGGCAGUAAAUACCUAACAGGCAGAGUCGACCACUGGAAGCCAAGCCAGCCCGUGGUGAGGCUGACGGAGGAAAUAGAAGAAAAGAAAAGGAUAUAUUAUCAAAAUUUGUGAGGAAAAGAGGUACAGAUUAAUACACCAAAAAAAGAGAGAAGAAAACCAAACAAAAUAGAAAAUACAGACAUAAGUGGGAAUCGAUCAAGACUAUUCCACGCCACGAACUUGACAAGACUUGCAGUGUGUAGUGGUGUUCCUGUGUUCCUGUGCUGGGACAAUUAAGGGAAGGAGGAGCUGUGGAGUGAUAGAAGGAAUAGAAGGUCACAAGAAGAGGAAGAGGCGACGGUGGAGUGUGGGGGUGAUUACGAUCUCCCCGUAGUUACAUCAGCUUCGUCCAUUGUCUGAUGAGAGAGGCAAGAUGGUGGCACAAUGUCAGCACUGUGGCUGUAAGGACAUUGACACAGACCCAGCCCGGGGAGAUGCAGUCUGCACCUCGUGUGGCACGGUGCUCUCAGAACACAACAUUGUUAGUGAAGUUCAGUUUCUGGAAAAUUCUCAUGGAGGAAGCUCUGCUGUGGGCCAGUUCGUUUCCUCGGACUCGGUCAGCAAGCGGCCUAUGUUCAGAGACUUCCGUGGCUCGUUUGCACGUGAGAGCAAAGAAAUCACACUGGGCAAUGCCAAGAAGAAGAUCAAUGCCCUCGCUCAGCAGCUGCGACUCAGCCAACACAAUUCAGAGAUGGCAUUUAAUUUUUUCAAGCUGGGACUCAGCAAAGGCCUGACUCGAGGGAGGAAGACGAACCAUGUGAUUGGGGCAUGUGUAUACAUCACUUGCCGCACAGAACAGACAGCACACAUGCUCAUUGAUGUAAGUGACGCCCUCCAGAUUGAUGUGUAUGAGCUGGGCCGCACCUACCUUCGGCUGUCCACAGCCCUGUGCAUCAACAUCCCGGCCAUGGACCCUUGCCUCUACAUCUGGAGGUUUGCCUAUAAGCUCUCCUUUGAAAAAAAGACGCAUGACGUUUCUGAGACGGCACUCCGGUUAGUGAAACGGAUGAAGCGAGACUGGAUGCACACUGGGCGGCGACCAUCAGGAGUGUGUGGGGCAGCACUGGUCAUUGCUGCUCGCCUGCACAACUUCAACCGCACAAUUAAUGAUGUAAUCAAGGUGGUAAAGGUACAUGAGUCAACACUGCGCAAGCGGCUCACUGAGUUUGGUGAGACACCUUCCAGUGCUCUCACACUUCAAGAGUUUAUGACAGUGGAUCUUGAUGAAGAGCAGGAUCCACCUGCAUUCAGGGCUGCUCGGAAGCAGGAGAGGGAGCGGGUGCAGAGGCUGCUGGACCAAGAUGGGUUGGAGACGGAGCUCACAGAGCUGCAGCAGGAGAUUGAAAAGCACCUGGAGGAGCGCAAGAAGAAGCUGCGUGGCAUCUGGGCCAAGUAUGACCGGGAGGAGGAGCCAGUUGAGGAGUCAGAGGAGGAGACUGUGGAAGCUCAAAAGUAUAUUACAAAAGUCACAUUGGAGACCAUAAAAAAAUGUAUGGAUGAUGGGCCUGAGGAUGUGAAGAAAGAGGAAGAGCCCCAGGGCAUUGGGCCUUCCGCAGCCAGCCUGGGACUGAAGGAGACCAUUGAGGAGUGCAUGGAGAUCCGGCCCAAUAACCCAGAGCCAGAAGACAGUGGUUUCUUAGAUCUGGUGGAUAUUGAUGACAAAGAGAUUGAUUCCUACAUCCUCGGGCCACGGGAAGUGAGGCUCAAGACUAACUUGUGGAUGACUCUGAACAAGGACUACCUGGAGGAGGUGAAAGUCAAAGAAGAGCGAGAGCGCAAGGAGGCAGAGGAGCGGGAGAAGGAAGGUAAACCACCCAAGAAGAAGAAGAAUUACACCAAGCGAUCCAAAAGCAACACUCCGGCCAACACGGCUGGUGAGGCCAUUGAAAAAAUGCUCCUAGAAAAGAGACUGUCAAGCAAGAUUAACUAUGAUGUCCUGCGCAGCCUCAAUGGAGAAGAGGAGCAAGAAGAACGAAACACCAAGGAAGAAAAACCCAGCCCUAAGGUGCUCAAAGCAGCUCCUGUGGAGACUCCAAAGGGGAUUUCCUCUGUCCUUCAUUCUUUGACUGGCAAGAGACCAAGGAAUUCCUCCAAGGAGGAUGAGGAGGGCAGUCCCUCCAAGAAGCUGGACACGAAGGUGAAACAGGAUCAGGAAGACACAAAGCAAAAGCAGCAGCAGGCUGAGGAGGAGGAGGAAGAGGUGGAGGAGGAAGAGGAAGAGGAGGAGGAAGCAGAAGAGGAGGAUGAAAGCAGUCUGUCAACAAUGCAACUUCUGCGCAUGAGGCGUGGUGAGAACCACGACCACGACGACUAUUAUGACGAUUACUGUGACUACUGAGGAGUGUGUGUCUGGCAUUGUUGUAGCAAAGUACAAAAUACAUUUAAGAUAUAGGUAUUUAUUAUUUUGUAUAGUUUCUUUCCUUUAUUCAUAUAUUUUUAGUAGCUAAUGUAAAUUGAUUUAGUUAUACAGAGAAGGAGAGUGCUGAGUUUAUGGUGAAAUAAUUUCACAUUGUUUGUUGUCUGUGAUUUCUGUAAAUUAUUCAUAUCAUCAAGUUUAGUGACAAGGUUUCUUUGUAGUUUAAAAUGAGAAAAGACUAGUAUGUUAUGUUUGCAUGUAGAAUACAGUUGGUGCGGGCUAAGCUGUGUACAAACAAUACCCCUGUCUCCUCCUUCUCAUCAGUGGUGCAGCUGACUACUGCUAGUAAAAGUUAUUGACUGUUCCAGACUCACACUUACAAUAUUCUCAGUCUUAUUAAUUUGUCUUAAUCUGAGCUGAUUUUCAGUAUAUGAAUAGAAUACGUAAUAAUAUCAAAGUAUUAAUCUCUGAAAAAAAACAAAACCGGUGGAUGCUUGGUGGAAAAGACACUGAUGUGAAGUGUGUGCCAAGAGUCAUAUUCAUAAAUUGAUUUACAUAAAUAUACAGUUUAUGAAAUUUACUAAAUUUUUUGAAGGGUUAACACAUUGAUAUAAUUUUUUUUUUAUUUAUACUUUAGAUAAUCGGCUUAAGGGAAAGAUUAUUUUGAAAAGGUGAUAGGAAAUUUUGUUAAUGGCAAGAACUUAAUGAGAGCACCAGUCAGCCAUUCAAGUGGCCGGGAGGAGGAGGUGUGAAGGGUAGCUUCUGAAUCAGCUCAGUCUGCUUUGACUGUUACACCACUUACUAUUCCAAACUUCCCAUGGCCAUUCAGAGAUUCUAAGAUGUAAUAUUUGGUGCAUUUGUACAGAAAUAUUAAGUAAUUAAAUUUUUGUACAUAUCGUUUGUUGUCCAAUAUGUUUUGUCUGCCAUUUUUGUAUUAGUACUUGUAAAGCUUUUCUGUGAUACAUUGUAAUGAGUGAUGCCUCACAGAGAAGCUUGAAGACUACUCCAUGCUGGCCAGGUCAUUUAUUUUGUUUUUUGGUCAUUCUUUAAACUUCUGGUUCUUCUUGUGAAAGAAAUCUUGGGUAGCAUGGAUUAGAUAACUGGAGAGAGAGAGAGAGAGAGAGAGAGAAUCACCAAAUCAUUGUUGGAACUUGAGCAAAUGAAUAUAAGUGAAUUACAAGUAA
This is a messenger RNA of Portunus trituberculatus (swimming crab), 3596 nucleotides long. RefSeq names its product transcription factor IIIB 90 kDa subunit-like (gene Brf). Bases 430 to 2394 code for a protein of 654 amino acids. Gene Ontology annotation, cellular component: transcription preinitiation complex; nucleus; transcription factor TFIIIB complex. The record is from RefSeq and is a predicted model, not a curated record. Gene Ontology annotation, molecular function: RNA polymerase III type 3 promoter sequence-specific DNA binding; TBP-class protein binding; RNA polymerase III general transcription initiation factor activity. The transcript is spliced from 2 exons. Lineage: Eukaryota; Metazoa; Arthropoda; Malacostraca; Decapoda; Portunidae. Gene Ontology annotation, biological process: DNA-templated transcription initiation; transcription preinitiation complex assembly; transcription by RNA polymerase III.